This is a messenger RNA of Pteropus alecto (black flying fox), 1156 nucleotides long. It is a transcript of the gene CLDN7, whose product is annotated as claudin 7. Gene Ontology annotation, biological process: cell adhesion; bicellular tight junction assembly. Lineage: Eukaryota; Metazoa; Chordata; Mammalia; Chiroptera; Pteropodidae. The transcript has 5 exons. Gene Ontology annotation, cellular component: bicellular tight junction; plasma membrane. Bases 389 to 1024 code for a protein of 211 amino acids. The record is from RefSeq and is a predicted model, not a curated record. Gene Ontology annotation, molecular function: structural molecule activity.
UUAUAGUACAGUGGAAGACUGACAUUGAAUAAAUAACCACAUAAAGUAAAUAGUUUCAAAUUAUGAUAAGGGCUUCGAAAGUAAAGUGCAAGUAGUGGUAAGAGCAUUUAGCAGGUGAUCUGACUCAGUCUGGGGUGGGGUGGUCAGGCCAGGCUUCCAAAGAGAAAUGACAUUUGACCUAGUAGCUGAAGGAUGAGUCAGUUAGCUGAGCAGAGGAAGGUGGGUGGGGGUUAAAGAAGAAGAGCACCCGGGCAUAGAGAUCAGAAUGGGCAAAGGCCCUUUGGUGGGAAGGAACAUAGUAUGUUUCAGGAACAGAGCAGUCCAGUGUGGCUGAAGCACAGAGUCUGAGGCCCCCGCCCGGCGCCCCCAGUCUUUUCUGAGGGCGGAAAUGGCCAAUUCGGGCCUGCAGCUGCUGGGCUUUUCCAUGGCCUUGCUGGGCUGGGUGGGCCUGGUGGCGUGCACCGCCAUUCCGCAGUGGCAGAUGAGUUCGUACGCGGGCGACAACAUCAUCACGGCCCAGGCCAUGUACAAGGGGUUGUGGAUGGACUGCGUCACGCAGAGCACGGGCAUGAUGAGCUGCAAGAUGUACGACUCGGUGCUCGCCCUGCCGGCGGCCAUUCAGGCCACUCGAGCCCUAAUGGUGGUAUCCCUGGUGCUCGGCUUCCUGGCCAUGUUCGUGGCCACAAUAGGCAUGAAGUGUACACGCUGUGGGGGAGACGACAAAGUGAAGAAGGCCCGUAUAGCUAUGACUGGAGGCAUCAUUUUCAUUGUGGCAGGUCUUGCUGCUUUGAUAGCUUGCUCCUGGUAUGGCCACAAGAUUGUCACAGACUUUUAUAACCCUUUGGUCCCCACGAAUAUUAAGUACGAGUUUGGUCCUGCUAUCUUCAUUGGCUGGGCAGGGUCUGCUCUGGCCCUCCUGGGAGGUGCACUGCUCUCUUGCUCUUGUCCUGGGAGUGAGAGCAAAGCUGGAUACCGUGCACCCCGCUCCUACCCUAAGCCCAACUCUGCCAAGGAGUAUGUGUGAGCAGGGACCCCCUUGCCCCAGCCUGGCGGUCCAUGAGUUCUGACACCUGAAAGGACCUGGGGCAGAGCUCAGCUUGUGGGCAGGGUGUGGAGCAGAAACCUUCAGUCACUCUAGUCCUGCACACCAUGUACA